Molecule: messenger RNA, 3073 nt
Organism: Dendroctonus ponderosae (mountain pine beetle)
Lineage: Eukaryota; Metazoa; Arthropoda; Insecta; Coleoptera; Curculionidae
Gene: lt
Product: vacuolar protein sorting-associated protein 41 homolog
Exons: 17
Coding region: 145-2673 (842 amino acids)
Biological process (GO): protein targeting to vacuole; endosomal vesicle fusion; cellular response to starvation
Cellular component (GO): late endosome; HOPS complex
Molecular function (GO): protein binding
Source: RefSeq, a predicted model, not a curated record
AGAAUUAGCCGCUGCUGUCAAUAAAAUAAUCAUAAAUCAGUUGUUCCAAUAUUGAGUUUGUUUCUUCUAGUUAUCAACAAAUAUAGCAAUUAGUGAUUCAUUUAAGUAGUGGCUAAAAAUGUGUUGUUGUUGUCGAUAAUCCGGAUGAUUUACUCAAGAGGGAACAUGUCGGAAUCUAAUGACUACAUGAGUGAUUCUGAGUAUUCUGAGGAAGAAAUAGAGCCGAAGCUGAAAUAUGUUCGACUCAGCAAUGACCUCAAAGUGAUCCUCAAUACUACUUCGGCUACAUGCAUUGCUGUUCAUACAAAGUUUAUCUGCCUUGGCACACACAGGGGGGUUAUUUACAUAUUAGACCACGAGGGUAACAGUGAUUUAAGCCAAAAGCUCAAAGCCCAUUCAGUCAGUGUAAACCAGAUAUCUAUUGAUAAGAGUGGCGAGUAUAUUGCAACUUGUUCAGAUGAUGGGAGGGUGUUUAUUCAUGGAUUAUUUUCGCAUGAAAACAAUUUCAGCCUGAAUGUGGCCAGGCUUGUUAAAACCGUGGCCGUGGAUCCCAAUUUUUGCAAGAGUCCAUCAAAUAAACGAUUUAUAAUGGGUGAUGAUAAACUCACACUUUGGGAACGCUCAUUUUUGGGCAGUUUAAAGUCCACCGUUCUCUUGGAAAGUGAAGGACUUGUAGGCAGUCUUUCAUGGGGUGGAAACUUUCUGGCCUUGUCCAGUAAUGUAGGAGUUAGAGUAUAUGAUAUGAAUGCUAGAUGCUCGUUGGGGCUCAUUAAAUGGGAGGAACAUCCCAGUAUGUCGAUAGAAAAAUUUAGAUGCAACUUGCGAUGGGCAAAUGAUAGAACUCUCCUCAUAGGUUGGGUGGAUACAGUAAGAGUUUGCAUCAUUAGGAAACGGAGCAAUAUGGAGUUAGCUAUUAGGGCUUUACCAGAAUAUUUAGUCGACCCCGUUUCAACCUUUCAAACGGAGUUUUAUAUAAGUGGAAUCGCCCCGUUAGAUCAGCAAUUGGUGCUGUUGGGUGUGCCUAAAGAACACGACGAGAACAAUAAAAGUUUACGUCCCCAAUUGUAUAUUGUUGAGUACAAAGAUAAUGACUAUACUGAUAUUUGUACUGAUAGUUUAACUUUAAGAGGAUACCAGGAAUAUUCUGUAAAUGAUUAUCAUCUGGAUGUGUUGUUAGAAGAAAAUGUGUUUUUUAUUGUUGCUCCAAAAGAUGUUGUUAUAGCUAGCCCGUAUGAUUUAGAUGAUAGAAUCCAGUGGUUCAUUCAACACAAUAAGUAUAAGGAAGCUCUUGAAAUCCUGCAAAAUAACGACAGUAGAAGUAUUUACAAACAUACGAUUCAAAGUGUGGGGAUUGAGUAUUUGGAUUUCUUGCUCAGUAGAGGAAUGUACGACGAUGCUGGUAGGCUAGGAUUACAAAUUUUUGAAAAAAAUCACUCCCUAUGGGAGGAUCAAAUUUACAAGUUUGCAAUGGUUCAUCAAUUGAGGGCUGUUAGCCCUUACAUUCCUAGAACUCUGGAAACGAAAUUAAAUCCUCACAUAUACGAGAUGAUUUUAUUCGAAUACCUAAAGUUCAAUGCUCAGGGAUUUUUGCAACUAAUUAAAGAGUGGAACCAUGGCCUUUAUAAUGUUUCUGCUGUAAUAAACGCCGUAUUAGAUCAUGCUUUAAUCGAUAAAAGUGAUAUUUUUGUAGAAGCCUUAGCUAUUCUAUAUAGCUACGAACAAAAAUACGACAGUAGUUUAUCCAUGUACCUUAAACUGAAUCAUAAAGAUGUGUUUACGCUCAUUCAAAACCACAACUUGCACAAUGUGAUGGAAAAAAUGCUGACACAGUUGAUGGAUUUGGAUUAUGCAAAAACCGUAGCUUUGCUGCUAGAGAAGAACAGCACUCCACCAGAGAAAAUUGUGAAAAAGCUCAGGUCCAGUCCUUCUCAUUUGUACAGGUACUUGGAUGAAUAUGACAAAAGGAAUUGUAAGGGCGAGUACCACAAGGAGCUGGUAGAGCUGUAUGCAAUUUUUGAUAGGCAAAAACUACUACCAUUCUUGAAAAAAUCCGAUCAUUACCCCAUACAGUACGCCUUGGACAUUUGCCAGAAGAACAAGUUUUAUCCGGAAAUGGUGUUCCUUCUGGGAAGGAUUGGCGAUACCAAGGAAGCCUUAGACCUGAUAAUACACGAGCUGAAGGAUAUGCAAUACGCAAUUUCUUUUUGCCACGAGCACGACGAUUCGGAUCUAUGGGAUGAUCUUAUAGAUCAUUGCAUAGACAAGCCAGAAUUUGUCACGUUUUUGCUUCAAAGUAUUGGAAAUUACAUCGACCCAACGACUCUAAUCAUGAAAAUCAAAGGAAACAUGGAGAUUCCAGGACUGAGAAACUCUUUAGUUAAGAUGUUGAACCAAUAUAAUCUGCAGGUAUCUGUUCAAGAGGGUUGCAAAAAAAUUUUAGUCUCCGAUUAUUUUAAUCUGCAAAAAAAGCUGGUUCACACUAGGCAGAAAGGAACGUCUGUAUCCAGCGAUGUACUUUGUGGAGCUUGCCAUUACAAACUAAUCCAAAAUGAUAUUUCCCGAUUAUCUGACUUGAAAAUGUUCAACUGCAACCACGUAUUUCACAGGCAAUGUUUAGAAGAUGAUACGACUACGGUGUGCGUCGUGUGUUAUCCCGCUCAAAAAAGCAAGUGAUUUGAAAAGGCAGCAUGGUAAGCAAUUUGCGAAGCCUCAACAAUACACACUGCACUCGACUGUAGCAGUUUGUAUUUUAUAUGUUAAUUGUUUUUGAAAGUUUACUGUUCAAUUUGGUGGUUAAAUGAAUUCAAAUGGGUGAUGUGAAUCGAGAUUAGAUAAAUUUUUCGUUUAAAUAUACUCUGUUUGAUGCUUCAAGUGUGCUUUUCUUAUAUCAAAGACGAUUAUUUAUUUGUAUAUCAGCUUUAUAGGAACGUAGCGCGAAAAUAUGUGAAUAAAUAAUGCAUUUUACAACAUGCGUAUAAUCAUAAUGUUAGUACCUACAAGCGAAAAGUGAUAUCGUGUACUUUUGUUACCAGAAAUAUGUGCGACAGUGUGUUUAAUAUUAACUUACUAUUUA